AUGCUCAAAGGACCUUAUCACUUACUCAAUUAUAUAGCUGCCUGUGAGCUCUUAAAGACCUUCUCUAUCGAUACUAAUCUGAGAUACACUACUCCAACCAAUUACCUACCAAAUCCUUUCAAGAAGACGGAUUACCACUGA
This is a messenger RNA of Arabidopsis thaliana (thale cress), 141 nucleotides long. RefSeq lists its product as uncharacterized. The transcript has a single exon. NCBI's taxonomy places the organism in Eukaryota, Viridiplantae, Streptophyta, Magnoliopsida, Brassicales, Brassicaceae. The coding region runs from base 1 to 141 and encodes 46 amino acids. The record is from RefSeq and is marked reviewed.